AAUUCAUAUUAUUGAAGAAUUUUCACCAGACAUACAUAUAGUAUAUAUAUAUUUUUUUUAUAGUAUUAGAUUUAGUCACAGAGAUAUGGAGGGAGCUGAUAGCGUAAGGGGUAUUUUGAAGGGCGCCACCACCAUGACCAACAGUGCCAUGCUGAAGACAGCCAAGUUCGAUGAGAUGAAUGUGCUGGAGACCUUUCAUCCGGCGAACAAGGACUAUGGCCACAUGAUAAUCGACGAGCCGAAGACGCCGUUCGUCUUCGAAGAUGACCUGCCGCAUGAUCUGGACACGACGACGCUGAUGCGUAAGCUGCGCCUGGCCUCACAGAGUGAGACGCCGGCAUUUGGCAUCGAGGCCGAUUCGGAUGAUUCGUCCGUCGACGAGGACUAUCCCGAGUCUGUGGACGAGAAGGUGCGUCGCCUGGAGUUCGAGCGUCGCCGCAAACUCCAUUACAAGGAGUUUCUCUCGGUGCCGCUGGCGCGACGCCUCAUCGCCCAAGAAUUCGGUGACAUGAGCAGCUCGGAGAUCAGCAUAAAGUCGGAGACAGUGCGCACCCUCGACAGCUGCUUUGAGGAGGUGUGCGGCGAUCAUGGCGAAAUGGAGGUCAGCGGAGAUAUGGCAGGCGAAAGCGAUAUCUCCGUGGGCUCGACCAAGCCGAGCACUAUGGACGAUGAUACCGAUGUGCCGCCCGAACCGGAACCGGGCUUCGACAAAAACCAUCCGUGCUACCAAAAGCUGACGGCCGAGAAUAACGAAGGCAGUCGACUCAAUUCGGAGGUCCAAGCAAAUCCAUCGUCCCCAUUUGCAGGAGUCCACCAUCCCACGGCAGAGUAGUCAAAGCAAUGGCCUAAACCAUAUACCUAAAUGGGAUAUGUAUGUAUAUGUGUAUGCAUUUAUGUGUAUAUGUAUAUAUAUAUAUAUGUCUAGCUGCACAUCACAUUUGGCUCAUGAAUCGAAUUUUACUGUUAAAUGCAUUUUGAUGUUCUACUUGUUCAAAUUAAGAUUGUCUGCUAGCGAUGUCUAUUAAAAUUGUUACGUUCAAGACCGGAACUGAGCUU
This is a messenger RNA of Drosophila arizonae, 1056 nucleotides long. RefSeq names its product protein phosphatase inhibitor 2-like. Gene Ontology annotation, biological process: regulation of signal transduction. Gene Ontology annotation, molecular function: protein phosphatase inhibitor activity. Lineage: Eukaryota; Metazoa; Arthropoda; Insecta; Diptera; Drosophilidae. The record is from RefSeq and is a predicted model, not a curated record.